AUGGGCUUCUCCUUCUUCGCCUCUCGCGCUGCCGCCAGGUUCCUGGAGGACAUCCGGCGCCCCUCCUCCGCCGGCGUCUCCACCGCGGCGCUCCUCCUCACGGCCGCCAGCGGCGGAGGCAUUGUGGCCUAUGCCGACUCCGCCAGGGCGGAGGAGGCUCCGGAGCCACCGCCCAGGAAGAAGAAGGUGGUGGUGCUCGGCACCGGCUGGGCCGGCACCUCCUUCCUCAAGAACCUCGACUCCUCCCGCUACGAGGUGAAGGUCAUCUCGCCCCGCAACUACUUCGCGUUCACGCCCCUGCUGCCCAGCGUCACCUGCGGCACCGUGGAGGCGCGCAGCGUCGUCGAGCCGAUACGGAGGAUGUUCGAGAAGAAGGGGAAAGAUGUCGCGUAUUAUGAAGCAGAGUGCUUCAAAAUCGAUCCGACGAAGAAAGCCGUCCACUGCCGCUCUGCUGUUGGUACCAAUUUGGAUGGGAAUGGCGAUUUCAUGGUUGAUUAUGAUUACUUGGUCGUCGCUCUUGGGGCUACUGUCAAUACAUUUAACACUCCUGGUGUGAUGGAGCAUUGCCACUUUCUGAAGGAAGUGGAGGAUGCCCAAAAGAUUCGGAAGAGUGUGAUAGACUGCUUUGAAAGGGCGUCAAUUCCUAACAUCAGCGAAGAGGAGAAAAGGAAGAUCCUUCACUUUGUGAUUAUUGGUGGUGGACCUACUGGGGUUGAAUUUGCUGCGGAGUUGCAUGAUUUUCUUGUCGAAGAUCUGGUGAAGCUAUAUCCUGCAAUUGAACAAUUUGUGAAGAUAACAAUUAUUCAAUCAGGAGAACAUAUAUUGAAUACGUUUGACCAAAGGAUAGCUGUGUUUGCUGAAUCAAAGUUCCAAAGAGAUGGCAUCGAGUUGAGUACAGGAUUCAGAGUGAUAAAGGUCUCCGAUGAUUCAAUUACAGUGAAGUGCAAAUCAUCUGGUGUAGAAACAUUGGUGCCGUAUGGGAUGGCUGUUUGGUCUGCUGGCAUUGGUACUCGCCCCGUCAUUACAGACUUCAUGAGUCAAGUUGGUCAGGGCAAACGACGUGCCUUGGCAACUAAUGAAUGGUUAAGAGUUCCUGAGUGUGAUAGUGUCUAUGCAAUUGGUGACUGUUCUUCAAUAAGUCAAAGGAAAAUAAUGGAGGACAUUUCAACAAUAUUUAAAGUAGCAGACAAGGAUAACUCUGGCACCUUGACACUGAAAGAAAUAAACGAUGUUCUAGAAGAUAUUUGUAUAAGAUACCCUCAAGUAGAACUGUAUAUGAAAAGUAUGCACAUGGUUGACAUUGCUGAUUUGAUAAAAGGUGGCGUAGGUGAUUCCAACAAGGAGUCGAUGGUGGUUAACAUAGAGGAGUUCAAAAAAGCUCUGUCUCAUGUCGACUCCCAAGUUAAAACUGUUCCGGCGACUGCUCAGGUUGCUGCGCAACAAGGGUAUUAUCUUGCUGACUGCUUUAACAAAAAGGAUCACUGCGUAGAGCAUCCAGAAGGUCCGUUGCGCCUGACGGGGUCAGGGGAAGGGCAUCACAAUUUCCGCCCAUUCCGGUACAAGCAUCUUGGGCAAUUCGCGCCCUUGGGCGGGGAGCAAGCCGCGGCAGAGCUCCCGGGCGACUGGGUCUCCAUGGGCCACAGCACCCAGUGGCUCUGGUACUCCGUUUACGCAAGCAAGCAGGUGAGCUGGCGCACUCGGGUCCUGGUGGUAUCCGACUGGACCCGGAGGUUCAUAUUCGGGAGGGACUCGAGCCGGAUCUAG
Molecule: messenger RNA, 1764 nt
Organism: Triticum turgidum subsp. durum (durum wheat)
Lineage: Eukaryota; Viridiplantae; Streptophyta; Magnoliopsida; Poales; Poaceae
Source: the annotation of a GenBank genome assembly